AUGAAACAGUUCCUUGUACUGGUGUUUGUGGCCCUCUUGGGAGUACGGGGGGACAAUGAUAACGAUCACCAUCACAGUCACAGCAGCAGUGGUGGCAGUGGUGGCAGCGGUGGGAGUGGAAGUAGAGGUGGAAGUGGAAGUAGUUGGACAAGCGGCGGAGGUGGAAGUGUGUCAUCACAUAGCAGCUCAGGUUCUAGUCAUGGCGGCCAUGCAGGCGGAAGUGGUCAUGUAAAGGGUCAUGUCAAAUCAGGUGGAUCUCAUAUUGUUGAGACCAUCCCGGUUCAUACGUACCAGGUGCAGUAUGUUCAACCACCACCCACGCAGUAUCACACUAUUUACCAGCAUGUCCCUACUCCCUAUUUUGGCGGGUAUCGCAAUGGAGGUUUCGGCGGUCCUGGAUUCAAUGGCGGCUGGGAUGGUGAUUAUUCGGGAAUGCACGGUGGGCCUGGUGGGCCUGGUGGUCCUGUGCACAUCAGCUACUCCACAUUCAACCAUGUAUAUGGUGGCAACGGUGGAUAUGGACCAGGUCCAGGCUAUUACAGUGGUGGCCCAGGGGGAUACUGGGGUAAUGGAGGGCCUGGUUUCGGAGGUCCUGGAUUCGGAGGCCCUGCUUACGGAGGUCCCGGAUGGGGAAACCGUCGGGGUUAUAACCAUGGCUACAGCGGAUAUUCCAAAGGCAAACCCUACUGAAGAUGCUGUUCGAAAAAAAACAUUACUUAAGAAUCGGCUGUACUCGAUACGAUGUGAUAUAACUAUCGAAGAUCAAUUCCUGGAAACUCACCGAGAGACCUUCAAUCCGGUCCUCCGUACAAACAACUGAUUUCUAGAAUAACAUCUCUCAUAAUGACAAUGGAUCGAUCCAAAUUAACCAAGCAAGUAAUAAUGAGGUAACAUUGUAUCAAACAAUUUUUAGCGUGAAAUAUCAUGUUUAAAGACGACAUACUUCACAGAUUUUAUGAAAAUGUAGAGGUGUUACUGUUUUUGUAAUAAACUAAGUGUCACUACAUGUGGAGUUUCUUAAACUCAAUUUGAUGUGUCUGGGCUUUUUUACACCUUUCCACUGAGGAUGACCUCGCUCAAGGCAUAACGAUACAACAGAAUUGGAGAAAAACUGUCUAACUAGCUGGUAACCCACGCGACAUCACUUACAGUUAUCGCAUGUCUUUUAAAUAAAAGGAAAA
Pecten maximus is the source of this 1181-nucleotide messenger RNA. RefSeq names its product keratin, type I cytoskeletal 9-like. The coding region runs from base 1 to 690 and encodes 229 amino acids. NCBI's taxonomy places the organism in Eukaryota, Metazoa, Mollusca, Bivalvia, Pectinida, Pectinidae. The record is from RefSeq and is a predicted model, not a curated record. The transcript has 2 exons.